CAAAAAUAUGGAAUGCUGUUUAACUUUUAUCAUUGGAUUCAUUUGUAUAAAUUAUGUUUCUGGCCAAGCAACACAGAAAGUUUGCUGGGAUUCAAAAUGGUACAACGAAUCUGGUGUCCUAGGAAACGGGUCUAAUUAUGAACAUCAGUCGGGAAAGGUAUUAAAUACCAUUUGCCCCGAUGGGCCAGUGAUUGCUGCGCAGUGUAAGGACAGUAAAGACGAAGUAAUUCAGGCGUUCUGGAACGACACCGUAAACAGUUACUAUGCAACAUGUAAUCACGUAAAAGGACUGAUAUGCCAUCCUUACAAUAAUUCAGAAAACGCAACAUGUCCCGAAUUCGCAAUACAGUAUGGUUGUAAUUGCCCUCCGGCAACAACAACCGGAAGAACUCAUAAUGUGAGUAUGCAAGGAUCUGGCACUGGAACCACAACAACAAAAACCGGAACUGGAAAAGAUGGAGGGCCAAGUCAUGAAAAUGGCGGUAGCGGCAAUACUGGUUCCAAGACUUUCGGAAGUGGAGCAGGACUGAGUGCGUCUGGACAGCAAAAUUUUCAUUGCGGAAACAAUGGUCAGCAUUACAGAGCCAGCCAUUUAGUGCUUCUGUUAAGCACCAUGACCCUAAAAGUUCUUUUUUAACUUUACGAUUUGUGAUAUCAAACAACAUGGCGUCUGUUUAAACGGUAUUACUACAUGUCAGAGGCGAAAAUAACAACCGAAAUGUAUAGAACAAAGAACAUACAUUUAAGAAACAGAAAUUUUGAAUUAUCCAAUCGUAAUAAUAAUAUUAACUUCUGCUGCCGAACAACAUAAUUUACAAGUUACAAACAUGUCAGAAAGCAAUAAAUGGUAAUGCGUGAAAACUGUGGUUUUAUUGUUUGGAGCAUAAUGAAGAUAUUCUGCCAUAAUAUAUACAUGAAUGACCUGCUAUUUGGCAAAGGUUCGAAGGACCAAUGACUUUAGAGACAUUUAUAAAUGCCUUUAUAACUUGAACUAUUAUCUUUAGCAUAAAGUUU
Molecule: messenger RNA, 1014 nt
Organism: Mercenaria mercenaria
Lineage: Eukaryota; Metazoa; Mollusca; Bivalvia; Venerida; Veneridae
Exons: 4
Coding region: 8-637 (209 amino acids)
Source: RefSeq, a predicted model, not a curated record